Molecule: messenger RNA, 1873 nt
Organism: Antrostomus carolinensis (chuck-will's-widow)
Lineage: Eukaryota; Metazoa; Chordata; Aves; Caprimulgiformes; Caprimulgidae
Gene: COPG1
Product: coat protein complex I subunit gamma 1
Exons: 15
Biological process (GO): endoplasmic reticulum to Golgi vesicle-mediated transport; protein secretion; organelle transport along microtubule
Cellular component (GO): Golgi membrane; COPI vesicle coat; endoplasmic reticulum
Molecular function (GO): structural molecule activity
Source: RefSeq, a predicted model, not a curated record
CCGCGAUAGCCCCCUGUUCGAUUUCAUCGAGAGCUGCCUGAGAAACAAGCACGAGAUGGUGGUCUAUGAAGCUGCAUCUGCCAUCGUUAACCUGCCCAACUGCACUGCCAAAGAGCUGGCUCCGGCUGUCUCAGUUUUGCAGCUGUUCUGCAGCUCCCCGAAAGCAGCGCUGAGAUACGCAGCCGUCCGUACCCUCAACAAGGUGGCCAUGAAGCACCCAUCUGCUGUGACUGCCUGUAAUCUAGACCUGGAGAACCUUGUGACCGACUCCAACCGCAGCAUAGCCACCCUGGCCAUCACCACGCUGCUGAAAACGGGCAGUGAGAGCAGCAUUGACCGGCUCAUGAAGCAGAUCUCCUCUUUCAUGUCAGAAAUCUCAGAUGAGUUCAAAGUUGUAGUGGUGCAGGCCAUCAAUGCUCUGUGUCAGAAGUACCCUCGCAAGCACGCCGUCCUCAUGAACUUUCUCUUCACUAUGCUUCGGGAAGAGGGUGGCUUUGAAUACAAGCGAGCCAUCGUGGACUGCAUCAUCAGCAUCAUUGAGGAGAACUCGGAGAGCAAAGAGACAGGCCUGUCUCAUCUCUGUGAAUUCAUUGAGGACUGCGAGUUCACUGUGCUGGCCACCCGUAUCCUCCACCUUUUGGGGCAGGAAGGGCCCAAAACGAACAACCCCUCCAAAUACAUCCGCUUCAUCUACAACAGGGUUGUCCUGGAGCACGAAGAAGUCCGGGCAGGUGCUGUAAGUGCCCUGGCCAAGUUUGGAGCACAGAAUGAGGAGAUGUUACCCAGUAUCUUGGUGUUACUGAAAAGGUGUGUGAUGGAUGAUGACAACGAAGUGAGAGACAGAGCCACCUUCUACCUGAAUGUUCUGGAGCAGAAGCAGAAAGCCCUCAAUGCUGGCUACAUCCUGAAUGGUUUGACGGUGUCCAUCCCUGGCCUGGAGAGGGCUCUGCAUCAGUACACCCUGGAACCCUCUGAGAAACCCUUUGACUUGAAAUCUGUUCCUUUGGCAACAGCUCCUAUCGUCGAGCAAAGAGCAGAAAAUGCCCCUGUUACCGUACAGCCAGAGAAGGUGGCAGCGACACGGCAAGAAAUAUUCCAAGAGCAACUGGGGGCAAUCCCGGAGUUCCGGGGACUGGGCCCACUCUUCAAGUCUUCUGCAGAGCCUGUCGCCCUGACAGAGCUGGAAACGGAGUAUGUGGUUCGUUGCACCAAGCACACAUUUGUCAGCCACAUGGUGUUCCAGUUUGACUGCACGAACACCCUGAAUGAUCAGAUCCUGGAGAAUGUCACGGUGCAGAUGGAGCCAACAGAGGGGUAUGAGGUCAUUGGCUAUGUACCUGCCAAAACCCUGAUGUACAACCAGCCAGGUACCUGCUACACGCUGGUGGCACUGUCUGAAGAGGAUCCAACAGCAGUGGCCUGUACCUUCAGCUGCAUGAUGAAAUUCACUGUCAAGGACUGUGAUCCAAACACGGGUGAGACGGAUGACGAAGGUUACGAGGAUGAGUAUGUGCUUGAAGACCUGGAGGUAACCGUGGCAGAUCACAUCCAGCGAGUUCUGAAGCCAAACUUUGGAGCAGCCUGGGAUGAAGUGGGUGACGAGUAUGAAAAGGAAGAGACCUUUACUUUAUCUGCUAUUAAAACCCUGGAAGAGGCAGUCAGCAAUAUUGUGAAGUUCCUGGGGAUGCAGCCCUGUGAGCGGUCGGAUAAAGUACCAGAUAACAAGAACUCUCACACACUGUACCUGGCAGGUGUGUUCCGGGGUGGCCACGACCUCCUGGUCCGCUCUCGUCUGGUCCUGACCGACACCGUGACGAUGCAGGUCACCGCCCGCAGCGGAGAGGAGCUCCCCGUGGAUGUGAUCAUGGCUUCU